This is a messenger RNA of Dipodomys spectabilis (banner-tailed kangaroo rat), 4013 nucleotides long. It is a transcript of the gene Zkscan1, whose product is annotated as zinc finger with KRAB and SCAN domains 1. Bases 188 to 1873 code for a protein of 561 amino acids. NCBI's taxonomy places the organism in Eukaryota, Metazoa, Chordata, Mammalia, Rodentia, Heteromyidae. The transcript is spliced from 6 exons. The record is from RefSeq and is a predicted model, not a curated record. Gene Ontology annotation, molecular function: RNA polymerase II cis-regulatory region sequence-specific DNA binding; DNA-binding transcription factor activity, RNA polymerase II-specific. Gene Ontology annotation, biological process: regulation of transcription by RNA polymerase II.
CGUCCGGAGGGCCUAGGUCCCUGUGUGGUGCCCGGUGCCCGGCCUGAGCCCCCGCACUCAGCUCCCCAUUCUCGCCCGGCGCCCUCUGGCCGCUCUCGGGGCACACGGAAUAGUACAGAAACAGAGGACGCAAAGGCUGGCCCGGGCCCUGUUUGGAUCACUUGUCCCGGUUGCCUGAGCCUGAGCAAUGACCGCUGAGUCGAGGGAGGCCUCAGGUCUGUCCCCCCAGGCUGCACAGGAGAAAGAUGGGAUCGUCAUCGUGAAGGUGGAAGAGGAUGAUGAGGAUGAGCAGGCAUGGGGGCAGGAGGGCCUGCAGGACGCACCUCCUCCUGACCCAGAGGUGUUCCGACAGCGUUUCCGACGCUUCUGUUACCAGAACACUUUUGGCCCCAGAGAGGCGCUAAGUCGACUGAAGGAACUUUGCCAUCAGUGGCUACGACCAGAAAUAAACACCAAGGAGCAGAUACUGGAGCUGCUGGUAUUGGAGCAGUUCCUUUCCAUCCUGCCCAAGGAGCUCCAGGUGUGGCUGCAGGAGUACCGGCCCGACAGCGGAGAGGAAGCUGUGACCCUCCUGGAAGAUUUGGAGCUAGAUCUGUCUGGGCAGCAGGUCCCAGGUCAAGUUCAUGGGCCUGAGAUGCUCGCCCGGGGGAUGGUGCCUCUGGAUCCUGUUCAGGAGUCCUCAAGUUUUGACCUUCACCCUGAGGCCACCCAGUCUCAUUUCAAGCAUUCAUCUCGGAAACCUCGCCUCUUGGAGUCCCGAGCUCUCCCUGCCACCCACGUUCCUGCCCCUCACCCCCAAGGGAGUCCCAGAGACCAGGCGGUGGCAUCUGCACUAUUGACAGCAGAUUCCCAGGCAAUGGUGAAGAUCGAGGACAUGGCUGUGUCCCUCAUCCUGGAGGAAUGGGGCUGUCAGAAGCUGGCUCGGAGAACUCUCAGUAGGGACAGCAGGCAGGAGAACUGUGGGAAGGUGUUUUCCCAGGGCUGUGAAAACAGGACUGACAAUGAGGAGUCAACAUACAAGAGUGAAGUCACAGAAAACUCCAUGGUACAGGGGGACACAGUAGGAAGACCCCAGAAAGAGUUCGGAGAGAAACGUGAACAUCAGGGCAGAGUUGUCGAAAGGCAGCAGAGAAACCCUGAGGACAAAACGGGCAAAGAGAAGAGAGAAAGCGGGCUGGCUACAGCCAAGGAGAAGAAGGCCAGCGUGGGAGAGAGGGGCCCCCGGGAGAAGGGCAAAGCGCUGGGAAGAAGUUUCAGCCUGAGUUCCAACUUUCAGACCCCCGAAGAUGUCCCACCAGGGGCAAAGGCCCACAGGUGUGAUGAGUGCGGGAAAUGCUUCACCCGAAGCUCCAGCCUUAUCCGCCACAAAAUCAUCCACACAGGAGAAAAGCCCUACGAGUGUGGCGAGUGCGGGAAAGCCUUCAGUCUCAACUCGAACCUUGUCCUGCAUCAGCGCAUCCACACAGGAGAGAAGCCCCAUGAAUGUCACGAGUGUGGCAAGGCCUUCAGUCACAGCUCCAACCUCAUCCUGCACCAGCGCAUCCACUCGGGGGAAAAGCCCUACGAGUGCAAUGAGUGCGGGAAGGCCUUCAGCCAGAGCUCGGACCUCACGAAGCACCAGCGCAUCCACACGGGCGAGAAACCCUACGAGUGCAGUGAAUGCGGCAAAGCCUUCAACCGAAACUCCUACCUGAUUUUGCAUCGGCGAAUUCACACCCGAGAAAAGCCCUACAAAUGUACCAAGUGUGGUAAGGCCUUCACCCGCAGCUCCACCCUCACCCUGCAUCAUAGGAUCCAUGCACGGGAGCGUGCCUCUGAGUACAGUCCUGCCUCCCUGGAUGCAUUUGGAGCGUUCCUCAAAAGUUGCGUGUAAGACAAGAAUCUGUCAUCAAGCCGUUUUCCCCCUUUCAUGUCUAAAAUUAUGUCAGAGGUGUGUGCCCAUGGAAGAGAAAACAAAAAAACAAAACAGCUUAGACAGAUUGUUGUUGUUGUUGUUGUUGUGUUUUCAAAGUCCCACGGAAGGAUCCUUUGAGUGAAGAUCAGAAGUGUCUACUUUGCGUGUGUAGGCAGCAGCCACACCCUGGCAAGGAAAAGCUGGUUGUAAAGAUACUCCAGUGUGGCCAUGGGGCUAUUUCCACACAAGAUAAGCACACACAGUAAAACGUCAAGUUUUCCAGCACCAAGGAUACUUUUGAAGGACCCCGGCAGCAAUCACAACAUAUAAUUGACAGAUCAGAAUUGGCCCUGCCCAUGGAACACUGAGGUCAAGGAGCCAUUUGCUGCAAAUGCCCUGUGUCUUCUUCAAAAAGAGAGGGACAAGCAAAACAAAAACUACAUUGGGCCAUGCUCCUCAGGCUAGUUACAUUAUCUGAUCGCCGGUAGCCUGCCAAAGCUGUAGAAAUCCAGGACUGUGCCGAUGAGUAUCAAACCAAAGAUUUCUGUCUCUUCUGGGAAGAGAGAGAUGGGCGCCAAUCUACAGUUCCAAAGGACUGCCGCAGUGUAGCUGGUUCUAUCUGCUUGGACCUCAGUCUGCCCACACAGCAGCGGUGACUCAACACGCUUCCUCAUGUCCAAAAUGCAUUUCUCCACAAGCGAGCACUUGAUUGUACACUGGCUCUUAAUCCUUCAUUGGAAGUUUUUAUCAUUACCCCUUCCCUUCCCCCCACUCCCCAAAAUAUUUUGGUUGUCAAGAAAACAGCCCAGCACUGGACUUAGUGCUGAACACAAGGCACUCCUUAUGACUCGACUCCCAGCAAGACUUCCACACUUAAGAGAAAGCCCCGUGAAUCCUGAGUACCUGAAAUACAGUGGCUGAUCCAGCUUUUAGAGGCUCUUUGGAACCCAGAAGUGUGUUAUUUUUGUCCUAACUGUAUGCAAAAGAUGUGGUUGGCUGCCUGUGUCGACUUUCCCUAAACAUGAAUCAGUGAGUGGAUACCACAGGAUGUCAGAAAUGUUGACAUCAUAAGAGUAAUAUGAACACUGACUAAGGUCAUUUUUUGGUAUCUCCAUGGCAAAGAUCUUAACCAGAAUUCUCUUCAUUUAGCUGCUAAAAAAUGCGAUGAAUUGGGCACUUUUUUCAGAGUUGUUUAAAACUUAUUUCAGAAGAUGUGAUUUUUUUUUUAAUGCUUUUCAGAAAAAUGAAAAUUAGGGAAGAAGCAUUUUCCCAUGCUGCACCAGAAACUUUACAAAGGCAUUGGCCAUCAAUAACUGGAACCUCAUUGCUUUAUUUAGCAAGUUCUCCAGCAGACUGAGACAUGACUGGUUGUGUCAGGUGACAGUGCGCAGGGCCAGAUAGCACUCUAAGACAGGUAAGCUUAGGGAACUUGAGUCUUUCCCAUCCUCUCUGCAGGAGGAUGCAGGGUGCCCCCUACGAGAUGUCAGGGACCAUCACUCACACAGGAAACCUAUGUGUCAUAGGCCUUGCAGGUAGGUGUCAAGGGCUCAGCGAUAGAGAAGGCUCUGUUCCUGAUAGCUUUGAGGUGGUUGUGUCACAGCCCUGCAGAUACCUAGAAACACACCUGGAGGCUAUUGGCACAAACACCUCCCUUCACCCCCACGUACAGUAUGAGAUUUCCCUCCAUUCUUCAGUCCUUUGCUCACCAACAGCAGAAGUUCACAGGACAACAUGGGGGCCCAUGUGGCAUCAGACUAAACCACAAUUCUACACAGCCAUCAUAUUUAGCCUCUCUUUGGCUUUCAUACUUGGACUUACCACAGCUACUUUAUAGCUUCUGUGUAGUUUCUUCAUUGUUGCCUGGGGGAACUUCAUCGUGAGUCAGCCAGUUUCAACUUCUGAAAAACAAGAGAUAUUGCGGAAGAGAACAUAAUCACCGUCUCUAUGAAAUACAUUAAGGAUUUCCCUUGGUGAGCCACAGUGGUGGUUGAAUAUAAGAUUGCUGGUGUGUUUAAAAGAAAAACAUGACUGAAAGCAGGGUGGCCAGCUCCAGGAACCCAUCCCAACACUGACUCUGUUCCUUUUUUUUGGGGGGGGGGGGUCCGGUCGUGGGGCCUGA